Maylandia zebra (zebra mbuna) is the source of this 358-nucleotide messenger RNA. RefSeq names its product NADH:ubiquinone oxidoreductase subunit A3 (gene ndufa3). NCBI's taxonomy places the organism in Eukaryota, Metazoa, Chordata, Actinopteri, Cichliformes, Cichlidae. The record is from RefSeq and is a predicted model, not a curated record. Gene Ontology annotation, cellular component: respiratory chain complex I; mitochondrial inner membrane.
UUUAACCUGCCCGUGGGUUUCUGUCUGCAGGAAUCGGAGCUUUCCUGAGGAAUGCGUGGAACAAGGAGCCGGUUAUCAUGGCUUCUUGUGGAAUUGGACUGGUUGGUGCCAUUCUUCCGUUCAUCAGCCCACUUACAAAAUAUACAGCAAUGUUGAACGCAGCUGUGCCGUACAACUACCCAGUUCCUGUGCGAGAUGAUGGAAACAUGCCCGACAUUCCAGCUCAUCCACGUGAACCAAAAGGAAGAAACUUGGAUUGGAUCAAAAAUCUAUAACUUCAGAUUUUCUCAUGUUAAUAUCUGUCUAAAUAGUUGCCUCCAAUGUCUGUGUCCAACAAUAAAGAUUCUAUUUAAUUCUA